UGUUGCUGGACAUUUCAUUUCCUGAUUUCAGAGAAAUCCAAAAGUCUCAUAGCAUUGGAGAAAGAAAUAAGAGACAAGUGACGAAGCCAAUCCAGCCACCGUGAACAGCAAGAGCAGACAAGGGGCCCCAUGGACAUGGCCUCAGAGGUCCACAUGCCAGAACCCAUGUGCCUCAUUGAGAAUGUGAAAAGACAGCUGAGACCUAACCAGAAAGCUCUGGGGAUCCUGUCUGCCAUCACUCAGCCCGUGGUGGUGGUGGCCAUUGUCGGCCUCUACCGCACGGGAAAAUCCUACCUGAUGAACAAGCUGGCUGGGAAGAAAACAGGUUUCUCUCUGGGUUCCACAGUGCAGGCUCAUACAAAAGGAAUCUGGAUGUGGUGUGUGCCUCAUCCCCACAAGCCAGACCACACUCUAGUUCUGCUUGACACGGAGGGCCUGGGAGACAUUGAGAAAGGCGACAACCAGAAUGACUGCUGGAUCUUUGCCCUAGCAAUACUUCUGAGCAGCAACUUUGUGUACAAUAGCAUGGGACCCAUCAACCAGCAGGCCAUGGACCAACUGCACUAUGUGACAGAGCUGACAAAACGUAUCAGAUCCAAAUCCUCCCCUGGCUGCGAUGCGGUGGAGGACUCUGCCAACUUUGUCAGCUUCUUCCCUGACUUUGUCUGGACUCUGAGAGAUAUGACCCUGAAGAUAGAAAUAGAUGGACAGUUACUCACAGCAGAUCAGUACCUGGAGAAUUCCUUGAAGCUCAAUGAAGGUACCAGUGAAGAAGUUGAAAAAUACAACCUGCCCCGACUCUGUAUUCGAAAGUUCUUCCCGAAGAAGAAAUGCUUUGUCUUCUAUCCACCCACCGAGUGGAAGAAACUCCGUGAGCUCGAGACCCUGCAAGAAAACGAGAUCGAUUCUGAGUUUUUGCAGCAAGUGGCAGAAUUCUGUUGCUACAUCAGUAGCAGUUCCAAGGUUAAAACUCUGCCGGGAGGCCUCAAGGUCAACGGCUCACGUCUAGAGAGUCUAGUGCUGACCUAUGUUGAAGCCAUUGACAGUGGAGACCUGCCCUGCAUUGAGAACGCAGUCCUGACUUUGGCCCAGAUAGAGAACUCAGCUGCGGUGCAAAAGGCCAUUGCCCACUAUGACCAGCAGAUGGGCCAGAAAGUGCAGCUGCCCACAGAAACCCUCCAGGAGCUGAUGGACCUGCACAGGGACAGUGAAAAAGACGCCAUAGAAAUCUUCCUUAAGACUUGCUUUAAAGAUGAAGACCAUUUAUUUCUAAUGGAAUUGGGGCAUCAGCUAGAAAACAGGUGGGACGACUUUUGUAGACGCAAUGUGGAAGCAUCCUCGAACCGUUGCCUGGCAUUACUUCAAGAUAUCUUCAGACCUCUAGAAGAAGCUGUGAAGUGUGGCACCUAUUCUAAGCCAGGAGGUUACUGCCUCUUUGUUCAGGACACACAAAAGCUAAAGAGAAGGUACCUUGAAGAACCAAGGAAAGGCAUACAGGCUGAAGAAGUCCUGCAGAAUUAUUUGGAGUCCAAGGAGGCGUCUUCUAAUGCAAUUUUACAGACAGAUCAGACUCUAACCGAAAAGGAAAAGGAGAUUGAAGUGGAUCGUAUGACAGCUGAAUCUUCACAGACUACAGCAAGAAUGAUGGAGGAAAUGCAAAGGAAGUACGAGCGGAUGUUGGAAAAUAAAGACAGGUCUCAUGAGAAAUAUGUGCAACAGUUGACUGAGAAGAUGGAAUGGGAAAGAGCUCAGCUAAUGGAAGAGCAAGACAGGGCUAUGGCCUUUAAGCUUCAGGAGCAAGAAUUACAACUGCAGAAGAAACUCUCAGAAGAAAGAAGAAAACAUCAAACGGAGAUUGAGGAAUUAGAGAGGCAAAGCAGAGAGACAAUCCUGAAAUUGGAAUCCGCACAAGCCAAAUCUGCACAGAUCACAGUAAAAAUGCUGGAGGAAACGAAGAAGAGAAAUCAGCAGGCCAUGGAAGAGAAAGAAAAGAUUUUUGAGGAUCAUGUGAGACAAUUAACUAAGGAGAUGGACAGGAAUACAGCUAGGCUAAUGACAGAGCAACGAAUGAUUUUGGAUCGUAAGCUUCAGGAACAGGAAGACAUUUUCAGAAACAAAAUCAGGAAACGUAACAAACGAUAUCAUGAUGAAAUUAUCAAUAUCAAAAAGAGAAGAGAGAAAUCUGGAUGCUCCUUGAUGUGAAAAGUUAAAACACAAUGACUUCCUUGCCGGCGCACUCAUUUCAGGACAGAAUUUUGCUGCUAAACUUCAGAACUUCUCACACUUUAAACCUAAUAUAAUCCAAAAUAGUGGGUUUUUUUAAUCUUUCAAAGCUUAAGUGUCUAUUAACUGUACGACAUGGGGGAUAUCAUUAUGACGUGUGUCAUUAUUCAUGUGACGUACUUUGAAAUUUUGAUGAUGCUGAAGUAACUAAAGAAACUCCGUUUUGCUCUG
Molecule: messenger RNA, 2454 nt
Organism: Nannospalax galili (Upper Galilee mountains blind mole rat)
Lineage: Eukaryota; Metazoa; Chordata; Mammalia; Rodentia; Spalacidae
Product: guanylate-binding protein 1-like
Exons: 13
Coding region: 130-2202 (690 amino acids)
Molecular function (GO): GTP binding; GTPase activity
Source: RefSeq, a predicted model, not a curated record